AUGGCGUUGGCAAGCUAUGCAAUGAGCAGAUGGAGCCCUUUAUUUGUACUGAAGCGCAGAUACGCAAGACUUCUUGCUCUUUGCGUUCUCUCCUUGUUCACUCUCUUCUACGUCUCGAAGCAAUACGUCUUUGCUCGUGCAAGCAAUGCCAUCACGGAGAGCGACGCUAGCUUUGAGCGAUUCCGAACCAGCUCUGCCAACAAGCUCAAGCCUCUGGACAACGGUCUCUCUCUCUCCGCCACUCCUUACAUGGCCUCGCCGUCCAAGUACUGCCGCUCUCACGGCUGGAAAGUAUACACCCUUCGCGAGCCUCGUCGCAAGAUCUACGAUCUCUUCAUGAUCAACACCGAGCUCGACUGGCUGGAGAUCCGUCUCCACACUCUCCAGAAUCAUGUCGACUUCUUCGUUGUUCUCGAGUCAGCGACAACUUUCACCGGUCUCCCCAAAAACCUCAGCCUUGCAGAGAACUGGCCCCGUUUCGAAGCCUUCCGCCACAAGAUCAUCUAUCACGUCUUGGACCUUGAGAAUACCACCGUCACCCGCGGAGCUUGGGACAAGGAGGCUUUUCAGCGGAACGCCAUGUUCACCCAAGUCUUUCCAAACCUGUCCGGCGUGCAGGCCCCGAACGUUGGAGACGUUAUCCUCGUGUCCGAUGUCGACGAGAUACCUCGCCCUGAGACCCUGACUCUUCUCUACAACUGCCAAUUCCCGCGACGCCUUACCCUGCGAAGCAAAUUCUACUACUACAGCUUCCAAUGGCUGCACCGAGGCGAGGAAUGGGCUCACCCGCAAGCAACUACCUACACCGGUCUCGACAGCACCAUCCUCCCCAACGACCUGCGCGGCGACGUCGGCGUCUCCGUCAUCGACUUUGAGGGUGGGGAUCAGGACCUAUACAACGCAGCCUGGCACUGCAGCUACUGCUUUUCAACUCUGUCCGAGAUGCUGGUAAAGGUGCGGAGUUUCUCUCACACCGAGUACAAUACUGCAGAGUAUCUAGAUGAGGCGAGGAUUGUUGAUCGUGUGAGGAACGGAAAGGAUUUGUGGGAUCGGAGCGAUGAAUUGUACGACAAGGUGGAGGGGAACGAGGAUGUGCCGGGCUACCUGAAGGUUGCUGGCAUGGGGGAGAGGUUUAGUUAUUUGUUGGAUAGGGAUGGUGAGGGUGCUGGGUUCUGUGAUUAUGAACCUGGCGUAGUCAGGGGCAUUGGCGUUGACCCAGAGGAUGUAGUCUUUGCUCGAGGCGCUGUAGAUGAUGCCGCCUGCAGUUGCCAGCGAGCUCUCCGAGCAGAGUAUCUGGGUCUCUGUAGUGUUGAUACCAACAAGGAGGCUGUUGUAGUGCUAGUUUGCAGGUCUGCGGAAGAGAAGGCUGCGACUCCGCAAAAAGCAAAGAUGUUACCAAGCGUAUGCACCUCCGAGGAAUUCAAUUUUUUCACCUGCGCGAGACACGGUCAGCUCCAAGAUGAACACGAUGUGAGGAAGGGAGAAGUGACCCAAGCCAGUCAAGUCACUUUUGACUAUCCUCAAGAGGAUAUCGAAUUGAAGUUGUUCAGGGACCUGGCUUCCACCUACUGGUCAGGUCGAUGGCAUUGCCAUUAG
Drepanopeziza brunnea f. sp. 'multigermtubi' MB_m1 is the source of this 1596-nucleotide messenger RNA. RefSeq lists its product as uncharacterized. Lineage: Eukaryota; Fungi; Ascomycota; Leotiomycetes; Helotiales; Drepanopezizaceae. The record is from RefSeq and is a predicted model, not a curated record. Gene Ontology annotation, cellular component: membrane. Gene Ontology annotation, biological process: N-acetylglucosamine metabolic process; protein N-linked glycosylation. Gene Ontology annotation, molecular function: beta-1,4-mannosylglycoprotein 4-beta-N-acetylglucosaminyltransferase activity.